UUGAUCGCUGGGCAGCAGCGGCUCGAUCAGCUCUGAUCUGGAGGUUCUGCUUUCACUCAGCUUCAUACUGAUGUUAAACUCUGUACUGGAAAUAGGAAAUACACUCUCAGCUCCGAGAAAGUUCCAUUUAAAUUGUCCUCUGUUGAGUGGUAAAGCUACAGCAGCCUGUGGACGCCAUGUCCUCUGAAGCCACAUCGCCUGUGCGGACAGGCCUGUCUACAACUCCGCCACUGUCCCCUAGUUCUCCUUUGUCCCCUAACUCCUUGAGGCUGCCCCAGCGAGUCCGCUCACCAUCGCCCAUGGGGGACUUUCUGCUCCCUAGUCCGCUGCCCACCCGCCGGAACCGCACUGUCUCUGCCACAGCUCGGGCGUCAGAGGGGCCGGCCUUUACCGGGGUCUGCAAGUGCUUUUCACGAUGUAAAGGGCACGGCUUUAUCAUACCAUCUGAUGGAGGAUCCGACAUCUUCGUCCAUAUCUCAGAUAUUGAGGGGGAGUAUGUUCCAGUAGAAGGAGAUGAGGUAACCUAUAAGAUCUGCUCCAUUCCACCAAAAUAUGAGAAGGUGCAGGCUGUGGAAGUGACCAUAACUCAUCUGGCACCGGGCACCAAGCAUGAAACAUGGUCUGGAAAAGUGGUUGACUCAUGAAGAAAGCUAUUAGUGUGUGUUCAUUUUUUUUUGUAGUUUUGUUCAGUUUUAUGAGUUAAAUAGGUGAGAAACAGGGCUGAGUGGUGAGUUCCUGUUUAAAAACUGACAGCAGGUGGAGUUUUGGGGGUACUAACAUUACCAUUUGUGGUUUAGUAACUGAUUAGUUCUUUAUUUUUGUUGUUGUUAAGAAAAAAAGACAAUAAAGCUUUAACUCAUGUCAGUGUAAUCACUGAUAUAAAGACAAAA
Trichomycterus rosablanca is the source of this 890-nucleotide messenger RNA. RefSeq names its product calcium regulated heat stable protein 1 (gene carhsp1). Gene Ontology annotation, molecular function: mRNA 3'-UTR binding. The record is from RefSeq and is a predicted model, not a curated record. Lineage: Eukaryota; Metazoa; Chordata; Actinopteri; Siluriformes; Trichomycteridae. The coding region runs from base 177 to 644 and encodes 155 amino acids. The transcript is spliced from 4 exons. Gene Ontology annotation, cellular component: cytoplasm. Gene Ontology annotation, biological process: regulation of mRNA stability.